AUGUUAUAUCGCUUCUGGGCCUUUUGGCUAAGAUCAAGCACAGAAAUGUUUUGCUUCCUGAGACCUGUGAGGAGGUUAUGUCUGGAGAAGGUGUCUUCAUGCUGGUUUUUCUGCUCAAGAGCAUUCUCUGGGGCUGAAGCAGUCAAUGCCUUGAGGCCGUUCUAUUUUGCAGUGCAUCCAGAUUUCUUUGGACAGCACCCCAGAGAAAGGGAAGUCAAUGAAAAUUCUCUUCAGAGAUUAAGUGUCUAUUUAGAAAACCUUCAGAAACCAGGCUUCAAGUCUUUGAAACCAACUCAGCUCACCUUCUAUGUAAGAGAAACAGACCAGAAUUCCUCUGAUGGCCAGGAACCCUUUAAUACUUUAGGAUUCCGAACAGUCAAAUUUACUUUGCACACCAGGGAUCUGCAAAGCACAGUAUUAUAUAUUCUCAACUCCUGCAGUUUAUCAGUUGAACAUGUCCAAAGCUUGAACAGCAAUGUGCGUCCCCAGCCCCCCAAAGAGGCGAAGAGGAUGACGGACAGGCCCAUCAAAUGGGACAAGUCUUACUACUCCUUUACUGGAUUCAAAGACCCAGAUGAAGACCUUGAGCAUGUCUCAAAAAUGGAAACAACCCUAGCAUCCUGGUUAGAUAGCAACGGGAAACGCGCUAUUAAAAAGCUGGAGAAUAGUUUGCCACUUAGAAAAGAACUAGAUCGUUUAAAAGAUGAACUGUCUCAUCAGUUGCAGCUCUCAGAUAUCAGGUGGCAGCGGAGCUGGGGCCUCGCCCAUCGCUGUAGCCAGCUGCAUAGCUUAGGCCGCUUAGCACAGCAGAACUUGGAAACACUUAAAAAUGCAAAAGGAUGUACAGUAAUAUUUACAGACCGUUCCGGGAUCAGUGCAGUGGGCCACGUGAUGCUGGGAACAAUGGAUGUCCAUCAUCACUGGAGUAAGCUUUUUGAAAGGUUGCCAAGUUACUUUGACCUCCAGAGGAGGCUAAUGCUCCUGGAAGACCAAAUAAGCCGCCUUCUGGGGGACAUCCAGGUGGUGUAUAUUGAGGAGCUGCAGCCAGUGCUGACGCUGGACGAGUAUUACUCUCUUCUCGACGUGUUCUACAAGAGGUUGUUGAAAAAGAGAGUCCCUUUCCACCCGCAAAGUCUGCGUGGCUUACAGAUGAUCCUCAACAGUGACAGAUACGCUCCAAGUUUGCAUGAACUCGGGCAUUUUAACAUCCCCACGCUCUGCGACCCAGUCAACCUGCAGUGGUUCUUUCUCACCAAAGCCCAGCAGGCGAGAGAGAACAUGAAGAGGAAAGACGAGUUAAAGGUUAUGGAAGAUGAGUUGAUACAGGCUUCAACCAAGAAAUUUUCCCUGGAAAAGUUCUAUAAGGAGCCCAGCGUUUCCAGUAAGCAGAUGGUGGAUUGCUGUAAGAGACUCCUGGGGCAGUCACUGCCCUACUUACAAGGAAUGCACCUCUGCGUCUCACACUUUUACUCCGUCAUGCAAGACGGAGACCUCUGUAUUCCUUGGAAUUGGAAAAAUGGAGACACCAUGAAGUGA
Molecule: messenger RNA, 1536 nt
Organism: Pipistrellus nathusii (Nathusius's pipistrelle)
Lineage: Eukaryota; Metazoa; Chordata; Mammalia; Chiroptera; Vespertilionidae
Source: the annotation of a GenBank genome assembly